Molecule: messenger RNA, 7678 nt
Organism: Salmo salar (Atlantic salmon)
Lineage: Eukaryota; Metazoa; Chordata; Actinopteri; Salmoniformes; Salmonidae
Product: guanine nucleotide-binding protein G(I)/G(S)/G(O) subunit gamma-12
Biological process (GO): G protein-coupled receptor signaling pathway
Cellular component (GO): heterotrimeric G-protein complex
Molecular function (GO): G-protein beta-subunit binding
Source: RefSeq, a predicted model, not a curated record
ACCAUUCCAUGUAUUCAGAGAGAAGGUCGUUCCCCGUCUGUCAUCCAGCUGCGCAAUUUAGAGAAAUGGCGGUAGGCGUAAAGGCGACGGAGUCGGUCAUAACGGUAGGUUUAGGUUGACUGAAAAAUAAUUAAUUACUUUUUACACAAGAAAGUCUACACGACGCGAUUUUCACGGACUUCAACAUACUUUAUCGAUUCCAAGAAGGCAAUGAAAACUGCUUUUUGACAAUUUACAGCCCUAGCCCUUUUCCACUUUGCACGGAGUCCAUAACACAGAGGUUUGCGGAGACCAACAUAUCUUUCGAAGAUGCAGAGUUCCAAUAACACUGCCCAUGCCAGGAGGGCAGUCCAGCAGCUGAAAAUAGAAGCCAGCAUUGAGAGAAUUAAGGUGUCCAAGGCCUCAGCAGACCUGAUGCACUACUGUGGAGAACAGGGUAAAUAUGACCCUCUACUCAUGGGUAUCCCAGCCUCUGAAAACCCCUUCAAAGACAAGAAGCCAUGCACUAUAUUAUAGUAGCGGAACAGCUGAAUUCUCUUCGCUUUUUUAUUUGUAUUCUUUUAUAGUGAGAAAUAUACAACGUUAAUACCGGUACACUAUUUGCCUUAAGGCCAGCCCAGUCCCACUCCCCAUGUUUCCUUGUACUUUAGGUUGAUUUCAAAAUGUUACCUUAGGGCCUUUAAACAAGUGCCAUUUUGGUAGAAUCAGAAUUAUUGGUACUCUCUCUCCAUCAGACACAACAAUUAAUUUGUGGCCCAGAAAAAAAGCUUUUAGUUUAGUUCAGUCAGUCAUGAAUAGAUAAGAGCUCAUUCUGAGGCUCAUCUCAACAGAGACUGGUGUUCUUUCAGAUUGUUACCGUAUGUUAUGCAGACUAAAGACCAGCUGGGUUUGAACAGGGGGUUCCCAACUGUGUCACGUUAACACUAAAACAGUUCCUUUAAAAUGUACAUCAACUUACUGGCAGCAAAUGUAUUUUACAGUACAGCUACUGUAAUCCAUGUUACUGUAAUCCAUUUUACAGUACCACAAAUGUUACUGUAAUCCAAUUUACAGUAUAUUACUGGAAUUACCCAUGCAGUAACAUAUAUAUCCAGUGUUCUUUGCAAGUUUUCAUUUUUAGAUUUACAUUUUGGUCACUCUUGACCUUAGCAGCUUACAGUCAGUGCAUUCAACCAAGGUUGAUAAAAAAACACAUAUCACAGUCAUAGCAAGUAAAAAGUAUCUUUAAACGUAGAUACCAUUUUAUGUCUCUGUGUCCAGUAUGAAGGGCGUUUAAAGGUAGUUUCGCGAGCCAAUGCUAACUAGCGUCAGCACAAUGACUGGAAAUCUAUGGGUAAACUGACAGGGCGAAACAGAUCAAAAGACAGGGCUAGCUACUCAACCAUGAAUGGUUUUGAGACUUGCUGCCACUCUGAUCUACCCCUAUAUACAUUUAAUUGUUAGGGAACCACUACCACCUAUCACUUGGCACAGCACUCUCACUAAUGGGUGCAACAAAUAUAGCCGCUUACAAGACACUCCUCAAAAUAUAUUAAUGAGUGAGAAACAACAAUACCAUAAACCAGUUAGUGUUCAAAAGGUUUUUGGCUCUCCAAAAAUACGGUAUUGGUAAUGUAUUAUAAAUUACAGUAAAUUACUGGUAGCAAUUGGCCAGUAAGGUUUGUAGAAUUUCUAAAAUACAGUAUAUUGCCGUAUUCUGUAGGGGUACAGCAUUCUCACUCAUUGGUGCAACAAAUAUAGCCUCUUACAAUUUACGUUAUUUUACUGUGCACUCUACAAUGUUUUACUGUUGAAAUUACAGAAAAGUCUUAGUGUGCUGUAAAACAAAUGCAUCGUAUUUUACUGUGCCUUCUAUGAUAAUCUACUGUAUUCAGUUUAUACAGUAUCAUACUGUUGAUUAAUACAGUAAGUUACAGAUAAAAUUACAAAAACAUCUAACAGUGCACAUCAGCUAGAGCAUAAAUAAUGUCAAUGGCCCUAAAGCAUUGCAGUUGCACCACACUAGUUAAACCUUUAAGCUCCUGAUUGCGUCAGUCAGUCCCCACACAGUAGCUUCUUUGGAAAACAAUCAGUCUAGUUUGAAUGCUGCUGAUAAGCUUGUAAUAACCCUGUUAUGUAAAUCAGCCAGUCCCAUGACACAGGAGUACACUAACCAGUGCUGAUGGGCUGGUAAACCACUGUAUGCCUUUGUUCCAAAUGGCAUCCUAUUCCCUAUAUAGUGAACUACUUUUGACCAGAGCCCUAUGGGCCCUUGUUAAAAGUAGUGCACUAAAGGGAAAAGGCUGCCAUUUGGGACUGACAUGUGAAUGCCCCAUCAAAACAAGAGAGGGCAGGCUGGCCAAAAGGUCAUGGCCUCUGUGACAAAUUAACACACUCUCAAAGGGUGCCUGUCAUUCUGUAAGGGAAAACAUCUAGCUUGCAUAAACAGGGCCUGAAGAAGGUUAAAGCAUGACCACUUCACCAUGUUUAACAAGCAUUGUUUUGUUUCUGCAAAGACAAUGUCAGAGAUCGUUUUGUUUUCAGGCGUGGGUAGAGGGUGGGGGGUAUCAAAUCAGACUAUCCCACUUCUAUGUAUUUGUUAUGAAACUCAGACUAACCUUUGCCUUAGAAACCAACCUUUGUGACUUUGCAUAGUUGUCUUGCUUGUAUGUGGUACGGUAGAUAGAUAAUGUAGUAUCAAUAUGAAGUACUGCAGACCACGGUACACUAAUAUUAUGUAACCCUUUAAAUGAGUGUAAUAUGCCUUACGUUGAUGUAAAAGAUGUUGGUCCAUAAUGUUAUCUCUACAUAGCUGAAGCAGAGGAGGUAAGAUCCGUCUGUGCCAUCACAAUGACAUCUAUCCAAUGUAUCAGCAUCAGAGGAAGCAUACUGUACUAUCCUGAGUGCCAGUCUGCAUGUGCUAUCAUGCAAACUCCUUGUGACUCAUUUUCUUCGCAAACAAUUGUGAAAACUAGGGAAUAAGCAAGAGCACAAACCGAUCUGGUACCAGGCUAGAAAUGUACAGGUUUUCUGAUUGUAUUUUAAUUGCCAGUACUUUUAGUGUUUCACUCUGAUUAGUAUUUAAUUGAUACAUGUACGACUUCUAUCCUGAAAGGGAUCCUGUGAUCAAUCGUGAACUUUGUGUAGACUGUUAUUAUGAUUUCUUCUUGAGUUUUAACAUUCCAUGUUUACAAUAACAAUACAAUAAUCAUUUCUUAUUUCAUGCUCUCACAAUGGUCAUGAUGGUCACAAUGGUUGAAUAGUUGUUAAUGUGUGUGGGAGUAUGCAUUCGUGGAAGUGUACCUGUGUGACUUUGCACGCGACUGGCAAAAGCAACUCGGUAACCAUUGUCAUGUUCAGUAGGGCAUACUGUAGCUAAAACUAAAACUAUCGUUUCUUAUUAGACAAGUUCAGGUAGUACCUCCCUGGUUCACUUCGCUUUGUACCCAAUGAACACGACCCAGCUUAACCAUCCAGGGCCUUAAUAUUGAAGUAGUCUCGCUUCGGCAUCUCACCGCUACCUUUCAGCCACAGUCCUCAAACAACACUAGGAUAAUGCUGUGAACAAUGGAAUCACUACAUUCCCGGUGGAUGCAGGGAGCGAGCACUUCUAUGCUGUAAUUUUUGUUGUUGUUAGCUAUUCAAAUAAUAGAGACUGACUAUUAUUUGGAUGGUCAACUGACCGCCAGGGAGACAGGCUGCAGCACCAAUUAAAAUGUUCCCACACCACAUGGUAUGCUAUUUGUCUACAUAUUCUGGGCAAUCUCAGCAACCCAGAACCAAAGAUCUCACAUUCUACUAUUUAUGUUAUGCUCACACCACAAGAUAUUAUAUUCUGUGUGGCUUUGAAGGCUUUUUUGAAGUUGCGUGUUGCUGGAUGAUGUCUUUCUACACUUGCUUCUUCUCACUGUCACAGUAUGUCACUGCAAUCACAUGCUGAACUUCAGUUGAAUCUAGACUCUGUAUAUGUGUCAACACUUUUUUUCUUCUCCUUGACGAUAAAUUGAUGAUAAUACAGCAGGGGAGAGCGAGGUAUGUUGUCACACUUUUCACGAUGUCUAACAUUUACUGGGCACAAUACAUCACAAUUGAAAUGAAUGUCAUACAAAUGAAAGAAGGAAGUCUUGGGCACAUAUUGUAUUCAUUACAUCUUCAUAUCUUAUUUCAGUACGGAGUUGUAGACCGUAAAAUAGAGAGUGUGCACUUGUGACAAUUUGCCCCAUCAGCGGGUAAAUUGUCACACUACGUCGGGUAAGUUGUCCCAUUGCAUCAUCAACAAAUAAGAACACAACUAAUUCAUUGUGAAUAUUGAUUUUAAUUUCAAAUUCAAAACCAAAUUCAACUUCAUUAAAGAACACAAAUUAAAAACUAUCAUGCCUUUCAUUCAAAACAAUAAUGCUGGCAGAGCACACAUUAAGUGCCACGACCACUUUACUUUGAACUUUGAAAUCGAACGUUCUCUGGCGUGCACAUAGAUCCACGGUAAUUGUUGGAAUCGGAAUGGAAUGGAAUGCUGCAGAUAACUUGCUUAAAUGUUUAAAAUCUUAACAAAACAGACGUGGUGUUUAAACACACUAAUGCACUAAUUCACAGUUUUGCAAACUGAACAACCUAUGCGACGUACAUCCGUAUCUGACUAAUCAGACUCCUCUUCAGAGUCACAGUUCUGGCACACAUAAAUUGCCUGGCCUGAGGUGCAAGCAUCAUGGGCCCAUUUGUUGCAUCUCACACACUUCACCCAAGUCUCCUUUGGAAGGCUGUUUGAAAAUGGCUCCACUCAGACGAGGCAGAAGCACUCCUCUUCAUCUGAUGACUCUUCUAUGAUUUUUUUUCUUUUUUUAGCUGCCUUGUUCUUUUCAGAUCCAGAUUUUGACUCCCCCCUUGCUUCCCUUUCUUCGGAAACAGCCUUUUGCUAGAUUGUGCCUUAUUCUUUUCCAUUUCUAGUACCUGCUUCACUGGUGUCAUUUAGAAUUGCUGUUUUGCACCGUUUUCUUCCUUUGCAAGCUGAUUUUCGGGGGCCAGCUUUUGCAUAUGGUCGAAUAUCCUCUGGAGUUGGUAGUCCGCUGUCAGCAAUGGCAUUGCUUGGCAAGGGUGAGCUGGUGCUAGCAUAAGAACUGGGCGGGUCUGUGUCUGAGCCUGUGCUAUGCAGGGCUAGAAUAGUGCUGGGGCCUGGCAGGUUGGUGCUGGGGCCUGGCAGGGCUGGAAUGUUGCUGGGGCCUGGCAGGGCAGGGUUGGUGCUGGGGCCUGGUAGGGUUGGGUUCUGAAUGGGGCAAUCUUUAACGUAGGAUGGGGCAAACUCGGUUUCCAGAAAUACAUCCCUGUUGUAAGGUUGUACCCCAGCCAGCCUAAAGCCAGCCUGAAUGUUCAAGCCUGAAUGUUGCAGCCAGAGGAUAGGCGAUUGCCACAAUCCCAGGAAUGUCAUAAAUUGAUAUUGUCUCCCCGGGAUUGUUCCUCAUCCGGCAUCACACGUGGUGUUGAUGUGCCUCUUUAGCGGCCCGUAGACAGACCUGUCUAAGGGUUGAAGCCGAUGAGAGCAAUGGGGUGGGAAUGACAGCAUAAUUAUGCCAUUUUCUUUGGCAUAAUUGAGUCCAUCAAUGGACAGAUGAGACUUGUGGUUUUGUCCAAAAGGAGUUAACAGAGCUUCUCCUUUGAGCAUUUCAUAUGCUCGACAAAAUGUUUCAGGAAGUCAACAAAGUGCACAUCUUUCAUUCACCCAGCGGGAUUUGCCCCUCCUUUGCUGCCAGAUGGCCCGUUGAUCAGGAAAUGAUUGCGGAAGUUGACACAAGGGAAUAUAAAAUAUGGAGGUAUACUAUUCCUUGUGGCUGAGGCAGCACAGACCAGUGUGACGAGGGUUCCCCUUUGAGCGGAGGUCAGUGACCCUACUUGUUUGAAUCCACGUCUGCCCACCACUUUGCCAGGUUUAUGUACAGUGGUCGCCCCAGUUUCAUCGACAUUCCAUAUGUCUCCUGGUCCAAAUUGAUAUCGCUGUAGCAAUUCUGCUACAUUGUCGAAGAAAGCAUUAACAUUUUCUCUGUUGAAGCUACUUGCCCUGUCAAGUGCUGUUGUGUGUGCCUCUGGCUUUCUCAACGACAGCGCUGGGUGCUGCUUUAAGAAGCCUGUAAACCACUCUGAGCUGGUCUUUUCUUUUUCUGCCCAGAUUGGUGCGAACUUCAGCUGGUGUGCCACAGCAAACUGGUAGGCAAGUCUUCUGACCUCACUUGGCGACAGACCAAAAUAAAUGUCAGCUGACCUAGUAAUAUACUGAACAAGCUGCAUCUCCAAAUCAGGUGAUAAAACCUGCCGUGGCUUUGAAUAGCCAACCAGUGUUGUUGGCAUGGCUGUCUGGCUUUCAACUUCUUCUCUGGUAACCUUUAGAAAAUACAGAGUCAGAUUACGGUAAUUUAUGUAAAAAUCCUUCGCUGUACUCCUGAUUGAUUUGUUCUGAAACUUCACCUGCCUCACUGCCUUUAACAUUAUGCCAGGUGGUGUGCUGACAUUCUGUCUUUUAUCGUUUCUAACCAUCUUUCUUUCCUUCCCCUCUUUCUUUCCUUCCUUCCUUUCUUCUUUCCUCCAAAAACACAUUUACUCAUUGCAAUAAUAUAUUCAUUACAGGCUUAUUAUGACCACCUCCCUGUCUACUAUCCUUGUUGCCACAUUGCAAUUCAUAACACCACACUAAAUUCAUAACUGUGUGUGUGUGUGUGUGUGUGUGUGUGUGUGUGUGUGUGUGUGUGUGUGUGUGUGUGUGUGUGUGUGUGUGUGUGUGUGUGUGUGUGUGUGUGUGUGUGUGUGUGUGUGUGUGUGUGUGUGGAUAUACUGUCUCAUACAGUAGGCAUGUAGUGUGUUAGUAGAUACACGCGCACACACACCACACACACACAAGCCAGAGCCUGUCUUCUGUAGUCCAGGGAUAUGUCUGCUGCUCUAUGUAUAUAUAUUAAUCCAUUUAUGGUAACAUGUAAUACUACUAUCAGAGCUGAUUACACAAUAUCACAAUUUUUUUAAGCGUGUUCUAUGUGUCUAUGUAUACUGGGGCAAGUUGUCACAUGUGAAGACUUGCCCCAAGGUCAUUAAAACAACUUGCCCCAAACUGACGUGUGCUAAUGUUGGCUAAAUCUCAAGGUUAGCCCAACACAGGACUGCAGCUAAAGUAUCAAAAGACAAGUUAAUGUCUCCUCUACUCAGUGCAAAAUUAUAAUUUUUAACAUUCAUACCUAACAAAGUUUUAUUGCAUAAAAUGUAAAGUGACAAUUUUUUACUUUUGAAGCGGAAAAAUAAGAAACUUGUGCUCACCUCAGAUUAGAGUGACCUUGACCACAUGUGAACAGGAAGUUGACCAUAGAACAUGUAGUCACACAAAGUAGCUAUUUGAUUUUUUUUAGAUAGCGCCUCUAGUGUUGGAGGUAUGAACAGUUUGACAACUUACCCGUGUGACAACUUAACUCGCUCUACCCUAUAUGUUAUUUUGAUGUAUGUGUUCUAUUUGAUUUUUGCUGACUCAAUUGAUGUUGCAAAUGGAUUUUACAGUUUUAAAGCGAACAUUUUUUUUUCACUCUGUGACAAAUAACGAUACUGGAUUUGGUCUCUGGUACAUAUUGUCCAUGUGGAUGUUUUUCCUGUGUCAUGUAAUUUUUGCAUUUUAUUCCCAAUUUUGACACCUUAUAUUUGUAGAUGUUAAUAAAGGUCUUUAAACACAUGA